Syngnathus acus (greater pipefish) is the source of this 5207-nucleotide messenger RNA. RefSeq names its product ephrin type-B receptor 3-like. NCBI's taxonomy places the organism in Eukaryota, Metazoa, Chordata, Actinopteri, Syngnathiformes, Syngnathidae. The record is from RefSeq and is a predicted model, not a curated record. Gene Ontology annotation, molecular function: protein binding; transmembrane-ephrin receptor activity; ATP binding. The transcript is spliced from 16 exons. The coding region runs from base 660 to 3770 and encodes 1036 amino acids. Gene Ontology annotation, cellular component: neuron projection; plasma membrane. Gene Ontology annotation, biological process: cell surface receptor protein tyrosine kinase signaling pathway; axon guidance; protein phosphorylation.
CCACGGCUGUAUGCCUCAUUCCAGUGCACAGAGCAAGGCAGACGGUCCACAGCAGCAACCAGCGCUGAUCAAUCCGCUCAGGGAAUAAAUACCGUACCAAUUAAAACCCAGCUUCUGAGGUAUCGUUUGUCAGUGGACGCAGGCGGGUUCUCAGUUGUUUUUUUUCUUCUUGCAUGGACUACACGCACUGUAACGGUGGUGUCACAAGUGCGUCUUUCUCUUUUGUUGUGACCCAACAGAAAGUGGUUUUAGGAUAUUCCUCGCAGUGUGCGUUGUAUAUUUUUGGGGGUUUCUCGGUGACUUCAGGAGGGAAAUCCUGAUUGUGGAACUACUGCGCCAAUGGUGUGGUCCCGGACUGGACUCCCUGCUCGCAGCUGAUCCGCUCCGUGCGCAGAGGAGGACACCAGAGGAGUUCUGCUACCGGUUCCUCUGGUUCUAUUAAAAGGCGCGUUGGAGAUAAAGAGAAGACGACGGCUUCUAUGUUUUUCACGACCUGCAUGGUGCCAUUUCUUCCCAUAAACGCGCACCUUUUGGCUUUUUGCUGAAUGGUUCCGUGGGCAUAACAAGGUUGGAACUUCAAGGAGCGGACUGUGCGUGGAGUGUGACCAGCUCGGGAUUGUACACCGUCCAUCUCGUGGUUCUGUUUACAUGAGCGCCUUAUGACAAUGGAUUACAUUCUGCUCUUGUGCAGCUUCUUGCUGCCCGUAGCCACUGCAGUUGAAGAGACACUGAUGGACACCAAGUGGGCCACUACAGAAUUAGCCUGGACUUCGCACCCUGAGACUGGGUGGGAAGAAGUGAGUGGCUAUGAUGAUGCCAUGAAUCCCAUCCGGACUUAUCAAGUAUGUAACGUAAGAGAGCUCAACCAGAAUAACUGGCUACGCAGUGACUUUAUCCCGAGGAAGGAUGUGCUGCGCGUAUAUGUGGAGAUGAAAUUCACAGUGCGUGACUGCAACAGCAUCCCAAACAUCCCAGGCUCCUGCAAAGAGACCUUCAACCUCUUCUACUAUGAGUCCGACUCAGACUCAGCCACAGCAACCAGUCCCUUCUGGAUGGAAAACCCAUAUGUGAAAGUGGACACCAUUGCCCCGGAUACAAGCUUUUCCAAGCUCGAUUCCGGACUGGUUAACACUAAAGUCAGAAGUUUUGGGCCACUGUCCAAAGCCGGGUUCUACUUGGCCUUCCAGGACCUUGGGGCUUGCAUGUCACUCAUCUCAGUGAGGGUGUUUUAUAAGAAGUGCUCCACCACGAUUGCAAACUUUGCAGUUUUUCCAGAAACAGCAACUGGAGCCGAGGCAACGUCUCUGGUGAUUGCACCUGGAACUUGUGUCCCCAAUGCCUUGGAGGUGUCUGUGCCUCUAAAGCUGUACUGCAAUGGAGAUGGGGAAUGGAUGGUUCCUGUGGGUGCCUGCACCUGCUCGGCUGGCUUUGAACCAGCCAUGACGGAUACACAGUGCCAAGCUUGCAGUCCCGGCACCUUCAAGUACAAGCAAGGGGAAGGCUUCUGCUUGCCUUGUCCCGCAAACAGCCGUGCCAGUGCUGGAGCGGCAAGCAUUUGCUCCUGUCGAAACGGUUACUACCGCUCAGACACAGACACACCAGACUCCCCAUGCACAACUGUUCCCUCCGCCCCUCGCAAUGUCAUCUCCAGUGUGAAUGAAACCUCACUUGUACUGGAAUGGAGUGAACCACGGGAUCUGGGCGGCCGCGAUGAUACCUUCUACAACGUCAUUUGUAAGAAGUGCCUGCCCGAACGGGGAAUGUGUUCCCGCUGCGAUGACAACGUGGAUAUCUCGCCACGUCACCUGGGUUUGACCCAGCGUAGAGUGGCGGUGCGCAACCUGCAAGCCCAUACCCAGUACAGCUUUGAGAUCCAGGCUGUGAAUGGAGUUUCCAACAAAAGCCCUUACACACCUCAGUUUUCUGCUGUGAACAUCACCACCAAUCAAGCCGCACCGUCUGCGGUACCCACAGUUCAUCUAAUGGCAGCCACAGCGAGCACCAUGAGCCUGUCCUGGCUCCCUCCAGAAAAACCCAACGGAAUCAUUUUGGAUUAUGAGAUUAAGUACCAUGAGAAGGUAAGAACUAAUGAUCAGGGUGAAGCCAUUGCUCAUACAAUGACGGCCCAACGGAGCAAUGCCCGCAUUGAAGGUCUCAAGGCUGGUACGCCUUAUGUGGUGCAGGUUCGAGCACGAACAGUGGCUGGGUAUGGCCGCUAUAGCAGCCCAGCUGACUUCAGUACCAACCUGCAAACUGACCCACCAAAACUGUGGCAGGAGCAACUACCCCUCAUUGUAGGAUCAGCCACUGCAGUAUUCGUCUUCAUCAUUGCUGUUGUGGUCAUCGCCAUUGUCUGCCUCAGAAAGCAAAGAAAUGGUUCAGAGUCAGAAUACACAGAGAAACUACAGCAAUACAAAUCUCCUAUAGUCACUCCGGGAAUGAAGGUCUACAUUGACCCGUUCACCUACGAGGACCCCAACGAAGCCGUGAGGGAGUUUGCCAAAGAGAUUGAUGUCUCCUGCGUGAAGAUCGAGGAGGUCAUCGGCGCAGGUAACCCACCAAAGCUCCUGAGCUACAGGGGGAAGACUGCUAGUCACCUCCAGGCCAUACCGUUAGAGGACUUCACACCAAGCGGUACUUUCACUCAAUUCAUCGGAGAGUUUGGUGAGGUAUGCCGCGGUCGCCUCAAGCUUCCCGGCCGCCGUGAGAUCAUUGUUGCCAUCAAGACUCUCAAAGUGGGCUACACUGACCGACAGAGGAGAGACUUCCUCUCAGAGGCAUCAAUCAUGGGCCAGUUUGACCACCCUAAUAUCAUCCGCUUGGAAGGCGUGGUCACCAAGAGUCGACCAGUGAUGAUUGUGACAGAGUUCAUGGAAAAUGGGGCCCUGGAUUCGUUCCUAAGGCUCAAUGACGGGCAGUUCACAGUGAUUCAGCUUGUUGGCAUGCUGCGUGGCAUCGCAGCAGGCAUGAAGUACCUGUCAGAUAUGAAUUACGUACACAGAGACUUGGCUGCCCGGAACAUCCUGGUCAACAGUAAUCUGGUGUGCAAGGUUUCUGACUUCGGCCUAUCUCGUUUCCUUGAGGAUGACCCAUCAGACCCCACAUACACAAGCUCACUGUAUUUCAUGCUCACCUACUCAUUCGCAUAUCCACAGGGAGGGAAGAUUCCUAUUCGAUGGACGGCACCAGAGGCGAUUGCCUACAGGAAGUUUACCUCAGCAAGUGACGUGUGGAGCUAUGGCAUUGUCAUGUGGGAAGUGAUGUCAUAUGGAGAGCGGCCGUAUUGGGACAUGAGCAAUCAAGAUGUGAUAAAUGCAGUGGAGCAGGACUAUCGACUUCCCCCGCCAAUGGACUGCCCCACAGCACUACAUCAACUCAUGUUAGACUGCUGGGUGAAAGAACGCAACCUACGGCCAAAAUUCACCCAGAUUGUUGCCACCCUGGAUAAACUAAUCCGCAAUGCCGCCAGCCUCAAAGUUGUCACCAACAGCACACAGUCUACUGGGGUAUCCCAACCCUUGCUUGACCGCUGCGUGCCAGACUAUACAACAUUCACCACUGUGGGAGAUUGGCUGGACGCAAUCAAGAUGAGCCGCUACCAUGACAAUUUCAUCAAUGCUGGAUUUGCUUCCUUUGACCUGGUUGCCCAGAUGACAGCAGAAGACUUGCUGCGGAUAGGGGUUACAUUGGCCGGCCACCAGAAGAAGAUUCUCGGUAGCAUUCAGGACAUGAGAUUACAGAUGAACCAAACACUUCCUGUCCAGGUGUGAGGAAAAGACAUCCACAGUGGUGCAGUCGCAAGACGACCAGUUUGAGGAAGGAAAGGGGGAGGAACCGUGCCAGAUCGAGCCAUUGGAAAAAUCCAAGCUGCCUGACCCAUCUCUGCCAAUUAGACACUACAAAACUGACUUGCAGUGCCUCAAACUUGUUUACUCUUUGUUUUUCACCACUACCACUUCCCCGUUUUAUGUUAUUCAUCAUGUGCAUUUUUCUAUUCAAUCACAAUUUGUGCGUGUUCUGAAAGAGGAGUCAGUUUACACAUCCCGUUUGCACCUCACAAGCUCUGGUUGUAGGCUGACUUUGCAUGAUCGUGUGUUUUAUGGAGCUUGGCUUUGGUAAGUGAAAUGUCACAGUGAUCCUGAUCUGAGAGCCCCCUUCCCUCUGCCCCUCAACCCAGCUUUGAUGGACAUAACCAGUAGCAAAGAAUUAACAUGCUGGAAGGCAAAAGGGGACAGGGGACAAUUCUUUCCCAGAAGUUGUUUCACUGUGCAUGUGGUUUUCUCCAUCUUCAUAUUGAAGGUGUGUUAUCUAAAAGGGCACUUGCUGAGGAAGGGUGAGGUACUAUGGCGGACUCAAGUAAAACAUAAGGGUUCAUUAUGGAGGUCUGUCAAAUGCUUGUUCAAGGACAGUUGCACUCUUGACCUGAAGGAGGGUUUUUAUGAGAUCAGGAUCACAUGCUCAUCAACUGGUUCAUUUUUUUUCCUCUUCUUUUUAGUCCACAUUGAACUUUUCCCUUUCUUUUUGACUUUAUUACAUUUUAGGGAGAUUUGUGGUUUUCAAAUGGCUGGUCAAACUGAAUUACCCCAAGUGGACUCUUUCUGUGAGACGGGGACACAAGGUGUGGCAACACAAUAGACAAGACCACUAGGCCUUUUUAGUGUGUGUGUGUGUGUGUGGGCGCGUGUGUGUGUGUGUUUGAGAGGACGUGUAAUUAAGUGUGCUUGGAUGUGCAGGUGUGUCACGUUGCACACAAGUAUACUGUACAAUACAGCUUCCGCUAUUUGCCACUGUGGAGAAUUAACGCAUGAACUGAACCAUGACGAGGAGCAAUUAUAUCUGGAACAAUUAUGCUAUAUUCUGUGGACAACUGUUAAAAACAUCCCUUUUUUUAUGGAAUCACAAACUUUGGAAAAACAUAUACGUAUAUGCAUAUAAAGUAUGCAGAGGAACCCAUUAUGGACAGCUUUCUACUUACUAGUACCUGGAUUCAGAAAUAAUCAAGAAUAUUGUUUUAAUUUGUUGACAUCCUUCCCUAUGUAUUUAUUUGUUCCCCCAUCCCCUCUCCCACACUUCCCUACCACCACUUACCAGAUGGCUUGCAAGACCAUUUGGAAAAGUGGACUUGAAACAAUCAGAUGGAAACGCAAAGAGGGUUCAGCUGAUGAUGAUGAUGAUGAUGAUUAAAUAAAUGACAUACGUAUACAGUA